ACUUUUCUAUCGGUCACUGUUUGAACAUGUGUUGCUUUACGACUAUCAAACCGAUAUAAGUUUCUCACGUUCGUAGCAUAGAACUUUAUGGAUCUAGGAAUAAUUUAGGAGUGAGAGUAAUAUGGAAAAGUUGGUUGCCACUGCCCAAAUAUUUUCAAGAAAUUUUCAUAAUGACGACGAUUUCAUAGAUCGUAUUAAUCACCGAUAUACGACAAGUAUUCUUCUUAUAUUUAGUAUGAUAGUUUCUACGAAACAAUACGUUGGAGAACCAAUCAAUUGUUGGUGUCCCGCUCAUUUUACUACAAGUCAUGUAGCAUAUGCGAAUUCAGUUUGUUGGGUUAAAAAUACUUAUUACGUUCCUCCCUCUACAUUUCAUAUAAAUAAUAACGCACCAAAGAAGAUGAUUGUCUAUUAUCAAUGGGUUCCGAUGAUUCUUCUAUGUUUGGGGAUGAUUUUAUACAUUCCCCGAUUAUUUUGGAAAAUGAUGAACGGUAGAUCAGGAAUAGAAAUAAAUGAUAUGGUUGAAGCUGCCAGUGCCUUACAAAUAACUAAAAAAGAAAAAGGUAUAGACUCGGCUGCAGGGAUAGUAUUAAACGCUUCUUUAGAAUUACUAGCCGUUGCUGUGGAACAAGCUCUGGAAAUUAUUUAG
Molecule: messenger RNA, 649 nt
Organism: Dimorphilus gyrociliatus
Lineage: Eukaryota; Metazoa; Annelida; Polychaeta; Dinophilidae
Source: the annotation of a GenBank genome assembly